UCCAUGAUGCCAGGAAACCAAACACAAUUCACUGAAUUCAUCCUCCUGGGAUUUUCUGAGAAACCAGAUGAGCAGGGUCCCCUCUUUGGGCUGUUCUUGGGCAUAUAUUUGGUCACAGUGGUUGGAAACCUGCUCAUAAUGUUGGCCAUUGGCUCUGACUCUCGCCUCCACACUCCCAUGUACUUCUUUCUUUCCAAUUUGAGCUUUGUGGAUAUCUGUGUAGUAUCCACCACAGUCCCCAAGAUGUUGGUGAGCAUUUUGACACAGACAAAGGCCAUCCCUUAUGCUAACUGUCUUGCUCAGAUGUACUUCUUUUUGUGUUUUGCUGGUUUGGACAAUUUUCUCCUCACUGCAAUGGCCUAUGACCGUUUUGUGGCUAUCUGUCACCCUCUACGAUACACAGCCAUCAUGAGUCCUCGCCUCUGUGGCCAGCUGGUGCUGUUCUGCUGGAUAAUAAGCUUUCUAAACUCCCUUAUUCACAGUCUGAUGGUAACACGGCUCUCCUUCUGCACGGACCAUGAAAUUCAGCACUUCUUUUGUGACCUUACUGAGGUUCUAAAACUCUCUUGUUCUGACACUCUCAUCAAUUAUGCCUAUAUAUACAUUGUUACUGGACUGCUGGCUAUUCUGCCCCUCACAGGGAUCCUUUACUCUUAUAUUCAGAUCUGUUCCUCCAUUUUGAAAAUCCCAUCUGCUCAGGGUAAGUAUAAAGCAUUUUCUACCUGUGGGUCUCAUCUCUCUGUUGUUUCCAUAUUCUAUGGCACAGUGUUUGGAGUAUAUUUGAGUUCCUCUGAUACCCACUUUUCCUGGAAGAAAACAGUUGCCUCAGCAAUGUAUGCUGUGGUCACUCCCAUGUUGAACCCUUUCAUCUAUACACUAAGAAAUAAGGACAUAAAAGAGGCCCUUAGGAGGGGCAUUAGCAGAAGUGCCUCUGCUCAGUGA
This is a messenger RNA of Trichosurus vulpecula (common brushtail), 942 nucleotides long. Its product is annotated as olfactory receptor 7A5-like. NCBI's taxonomy places the organism in Eukaryota, Metazoa, Chordata, Mammalia, Diprotodontia, Phalangeridae. The record is from RefSeq and is a predicted model, not a curated record. The transcript has a single exon. Gene Ontology annotation, molecular function: olfactory receptor activity; G protein-coupled receptor activity. Gene Ontology annotation, cellular component: membrane. Gene Ontology annotation, biological process: G protein-coupled receptor signaling pathway. Bases 4 to 942 code for a protein of 312 amino acids.